AUGAGUACCGAGACCAACGCUAACAGGAUUGCAGAGUUGUCUGCUCAACUUUGUGUGCGGCUGUCUUAUGCGGCUGCCAAAGUUGAAAGGGACUGGGAAUUCGAUCCCAAUGAAGGGAAAUACGUCUUUUCGCGGCGAGCUUCACUAUCUUCCUCUCCGAAAGCAGUCCGUCGCACUCCCAAACAAACGACUAAGUCACCUAAGGUAGAAAAAUCAACUUCGCCUCGCCAGCGUCAUGUCAAUGGCGCACGAAUCCGGGAAAUGUUGGAGAUGGGACAAGGAACGGUGUCGCUGGGUACUUCUUCUAGCAAUGGCGCUAUGGAAACCUGCCAAAAGCACUCAUCCGCUUCAAGUGUUUCGCAUCACCCGGUAGAUUCGAAGGAUCAGAUUAUCUCGCUUGAUAUGGCGCAGAUUCCACGGCUUGAACCACCUGCAAACAUUGUCUCGGGCGCUUUUAAUAACCCUAGACGAAGGCCGAAUCCUAAUGAUACGAGGUCAAUAUAUUCUUCCUGUGCGACCUUCAGUCCGAACAAAAAGCCUGCGUUGACACACCAAUCGUCAACGUCCUCGUUAGACGAUAUCAACUCACCAACUUCCGUAAUACCUGGUACUCCGUCCCAACCCCAAUUUCCCUGUCUAUCCUCGACCCCGUUAAACAGCAUACAUCCUCUCGCAAAGUUGCGAACACCCUCUCAGAACGCGCUCAUGGAACAAGACGCCAUUGAGACACUACUAUUCAUGUCCAGUCCCGAAAAUUCAGGAUACUACCCAGGCUCCCAACACCAGCCGAAGCAACCCAUUCCACGGAGUGCGAACAUCACUCCGCUACUCUCAGCGUUCGGAUCCGAAUCAGUGUCCAAUGCCUCUGCAUUAGAGCCAGAGGGUGAUAUGGAUCCGCGUAGCACAAAGCAGCGUACGACGCACAUCCAUAGAAGUAACUAUGCCUCACAAGGACGCUACGAGCGGAGUCACAAUUUCAGAGGAGCAGGACUUGAGCACGAGGCAGGAGACGAGAUUGAUCGCAUGCUCGACGAGAUGGUAGACAGUGAUGAAGACUUAGAGCUUAACUGGCUUUCGAACCACGAGGCCAGGGCCGCCAUGCCACAAAAUGGGCCUGAUCCAGGCACGUUGCUGGAGCCGCCGCCGGAGGUUCAGCCCUAA
This is a messenger RNA of Coccidioides posadasii C735 delta SOWgp, 1161 nucleotides long. RefSeq lists its product as uncharacterized. NCBI's taxonomy places the organism in Eukaryota, Fungi, Ascomycota, Eurotiomycetes, Onygenales, Onygenaceae. The record is from RefSeq and is a predicted model, not a curated record. Gene Ontology annotation, cellular component: SBF transcription complex; cytoplasm. Gene Ontology annotation, molecular function: DNA-binding transcription repressor activity, RNA polymerase II-specific; transcription coregulator activity. Gene Ontology annotation, biological process: G1/S transition of mitotic cell cycle.